AUGCAAGUUAACGGCCAGCGGGAGCGGAAAGCUGCAGCAAUGACGGGGCGGAAUGAACACUUUGUCGCGAAUAAGCCUCACACUAAGCUCCCAAAAGUGCUUGAGGAGGUUCAUGCCGAGCACAACUCCAAUAUUAUCGCACCCCAAGGAAAGGAGCCCAUCGUUGUCGACUCACCAAAGCAAAAUGCGUUUUCCCUUACCAGUCUGUGGAAGAGAGGCGGGCAUCACAUGCGCCGCUUGAGUAGGCCAGAAAACACUCCACCGCAAUCACCCAAGCCAGCUUCAUCAACCCUAGUGGAUGCCCCCUCGCCGAAACCAGAAGUGCAGCCCAAGAGGACUCCAUUGGAUUCAAAUCCGGAGAUUUCGAGUGUGCCGAUCUUGAGAAAGAGCAAUGCGUUCGACCUUGACUCCAUUAUCUGGGACGAGUCCUCUGGCACCCGGAAGAACUAUCAAACCCCUGUCGAUCUUGAUAGCAUCAUCUCCCGGCUCUUGCAGGUGGGACACUCCAAGCCCACAAAGAAGGUUUGCAUCGAAAAUGCAGAAAUCAUAGCUGUCUGCGCGGCUGCGCGUAACCUUCUUCUCUCACAGCCAAUCCUGCUAGAGCUGGACGCCCCUAUCAAAAUCGUCGGCGAUAUCCAUGGUCAAUAUCCGGAUCUCAUCCGACUAUUCGAACAAUGCGGGCGGCCUCCUCUGUCCAACUACCUUUUCCUAGGCGACUAUGUCGACCGCGGCAAACAGAGUCUUGAAACUAUGCUUCUGCUUCUAUGCUACAAGCUCAAAUACCCAGGUAAUUUCUUCCUGCUACGGGGUAAUCACGAAUGCGCCAAUGUCUCCCGCGUCUACGGUUUCCACGACGAAUGCAAGCGAAGAUGCAACCUCAAGAUCUGGAAGACAUUUACCGACGUCUUCAACUGCCUUCCGAUCGCCGCAAUAGUCGCAGAGAAGAUCUUCUGCGUCCAUGGCGGCCUUUCACCUAUCCUUUCCGACAUGAAUGAGAUUCGCAAACUCACACGUCCCAUCGAAGUGCCCGAACACGGACUUUUAACCGAUCUUCUAUGGAGCGACCCCGCAAAUAUCAAAGACUGGGGACCGAAUCCCGACCGCGGCGUCAGCUGGUGCUUUGGGAAGCCGGUUGUUACGAAAUUCCUCAAGCGCAACAAUUUAGACCUGGUUUGCCGAUCGCAUGCUGUUGUGGAGGAGGGAUAUGAAUUUUUUGGCAAUAAAGGAUUGGUUACUAUCUUUUCCGCGCCGAAUUACUGUGGUGAAUUUGAAAACUGCGGGGCUAUCAUGUCGGUUUCGAAAGAGCUUCUUUGCAAUUUCAUCAUGUUGAAACCGCCGAAUUGGAAGCCUCCGACCAAGAGAUCCACGAAUGUGAAGGAAUCUACUUCUAGAGAGAAGGCUCUGUAA
Messenger RNA from Penicillium manginii, 1407 nucleotides. Its product is annotated as Serine/threonine-protein phosphatase PP-Z. Gene Ontology annotation, cellular component: cytoplasm; nucleus. NCBI's taxonomy places the organism in Eukaryota, Fungi, Ascomycota, Eurotiomycetes, Eurotiales, Aspergillaceae. The coding region runs from base 1 to 1407 and encodes 468 amino acids. The record is from RefSeq and is a predicted model, not a curated record. Gene Ontology annotation, molecular function: protein serine/threonine phosphatase activity. The transcript has 2 exons.